GAUGUGGAAAAACAACUUUGGCAAUGUCAUUCUUUAGAUUUAUUGAAGCAAAUUCUGGAAGUAUUGUAAUUGACGAUGUUGAUAUUAGUAAUAUUGGAUUAAAAGAUCUUAGAAGUAAUAUUACUAUCAUACCUCAGGACCCCGUACUAUUUGAUGGUACUAUAAGUGAUCUUGAGUUAUGGAAUACGCUUCGUCGUGUACACUUAAUUAAAAGUUCCAAUCCUACUUCUGAAAAAGAAGGAUUAGAUAUUAUCCUUUCUAUUUCGGAUCAGAAAAAUCACAAACAAGAACCAAUAAUGCUUGACUCGCCUGUCAAAGAAAAUGGAUCAAAUUUUUCCCAAGGUCAACAACAACUGAUUGCAAUGGCCAGAGCACUAGUUCGUCAUUCCAAAUUGAUAAUGGAUGAAGCUACUGCGAGUAUAGAUUUCAAAACUGAUCAUCUAAUACAAGCUACAAUUAGGAAAGAGUUUAAAGAUAAUACUGUUAUUACUAUUGCACAUAGAUUGCUUGAAUUCGAUAGUCCAUACAUACUGAUGCAAAAGCUUGAUGGGUUAUUUAGAGAAAUGUGUGAGAGAAGUGGUGAAUUCGCAGAAUUAAUGGAAAUUGCUAAGCAGAAAUAUGAGA
Molecule: messenger RNA, 624 nt
Organism: Racocetra fulgida
Lineage: Eukaryota; Fungi; Glomeromycota; Glomeromycetes; Diversisporales; Gigasporaceae
Source: the annotation of a GenBank genome assembly